This is a messenger RNA of Penicillium salamii, 417 nucleotides long. The record is from the annotation of a GenBank genome assembly. NCBI's taxonomy places the organism in Eukaryota, Fungi, Ascomycota, Eurotiomycetes, Eurotiales, Aspergillaceae.
AUGUCACGAGAUUUGCCUGUUUGUCCUGUUUGUGGACCCGCGAGUGACCCUGAGGAUCACCCUCCGAGGGUCCAACCCCUAGGUGGACUACCCUCAGGGUCGGAAGGUUGGACCCUCGAACCGCCCCAGUGGCGGGGCGGUCCGAGGGUCAUGAGGGUCACCCGCGGGUCACUGCCAGCUUCCAAGUCCCCUCUAUCGUCAAUUCAAGGCAAUUCGAAAAUUUGUCGUCGUUGUACAGAUAAAUCAAGAGUAGAUAUUCGGUGUGAUCUCCGAUCUGCACGAGUUCAAGACUAUUGGCGUCGCGCCAAUGAAGCUCUUAAGGAAAAAGAAGAGGCAUCUGGGGAUAAAGAUUAUAUUGAUACUGAGAAUGAGCUAUUUUCUAUGGUAAAUAGAGAUGGUAUGGUGGGUGAUAAAUAG